Moneuplotes crassus is the source of this 2774-nucleotide messenger RNA. Lineage: Eukaryota; Ciliophora; Spirotrichea; Euplotida; Euplotidae. The record is from the annotation of a GenBank genome assembly.
AUUUAUCUGAGUUGGAAAAUAUGUUCUCAAAAUCUAAGAAGGCUGAUGUAGAUAAAGAAGAAACUACAGAUUACAAGGAUGAGUACACAAGGAUCUCUAAAAGCACUCUUGUGCAAGAGGCCAGGACAAUCUUCAACGAAGCAAAGAUCAAGCCAAAGAAAUGUAUUGAAGUUCUUAACAAGAUAAUUUACUUGCUGAAUCAGGGAGAGAAGUUCACUGAUAAUGAAAAGACAAACCUCUUCUUUGGGGUAACAAAGCUGUUCCUUCACGAUGACUCCACUCUCAGAAGACUUAUCUACGUGUUCAUCAAGGAGCUCAGGGCUAAUGAAGAUGAAGUCUUUAUCGCUACUAGCUGCUUGUCCAAGGAUAUGAUGGGUGAGAACGAUAUGUACAAAGCCAAUGCCCUCAGAGUUCUUACCAAGAUCGUUGAUAAAAGUAGCCUCCUCAGUAUUGAGAAACAGAUCAAGACUUCCAUGGUGGACAGAAGCACUCAUGUCAAAAGUUCAUCCCUCGUCUGUUCAAUUCAUUUGCUUUCGAAGUAUCCGGAGAUGAUCAAGAAGAUGGUGGGAGAUAUACAGAACAAUCUCUUGUCUGGAAACAAGGAGCUACAAUACCACGCCUUGCUCUUACUUCAUGAAAUCAGGAAGGUUGAUCCCAUGGCUAUCCUGAAGAUCCUAAGCCAACUGACUAGCUCUCAGUCAGCCUUGCCUUCAAAGUUGGCUAAAGUUCAACUGAUUAGGUAUAUCAAGGAAAUCCUACUUCAUGCAAACCUAGAUGCUAGAACUAAAGGCGGAUUUAUCGAGUACCUUAAUGAGUGCCUCUCACGCAACCCAGAAAUGGUAUCUUUCGAAGCAGCCAAAAGUCUUGUCGAGCUCAGUGAGAAAAUGAACAUUGAUAUUGAUCAAGCCUUCAAAUCCAUCCUUGACUCUCUAUGCAGUGGGGAGAAUGUCUUAAAAUACGCUGCCUUAAAAGUAAUGAACAGGCUUGCAAACACUAAUCCAAAGGAAGUCUCACUAGCAAGUACUGAGCUAGAGCCUCUGAUCAACGACCAGAACACCAGCAUCGCCUCAAUGGCAAUCUCUACCCUGCUAAAGGUCUGCACUGAAGUAUACGUGCAAAAACUUCUUGCUCAAAUUUCUCACUAUUUGCCAGAACUAGGAGAUGAUUUCAAAAUUGAGGUGAUCCACAGUGUCUAUCUUCUGUUCCUCAGAGUUCCAAAGAAAUCCACAGAACAAAUCAACUUCCUUCUCAAGUGCCUCACCGGAGAAGGUACAGAGACCUAUAAAGAGAGUAUUGUAGAGACCCUCAUGAAGAUUGGAAUUGAAGGAACCACAGCUGAUAAGGAGCAAGUGCUACUCACUCUUUGUGAAUUCAUUGAAGACUGUGAAUUCAGACAUCUCCAGACUCAUAUUUUUGAUUUUAUUGCGAAGGAAUGUCCAAAUACCUCAAAUCCUUCAGUCUAUAUCAGGUUCAUUUACAACAGAGUUGUGCUAGAGAAAUCAAUAAUCAGAGCAGCAGCUGUGUCAGCACUUGGAACUAUAGGCCAUAAAAUAGAAUCACUCAGAAGCCAAAUCGUAAUUCUUCUCAAGAAUUGCCUCAAAGACGAAAAUGAUGAAGUCAGAGAAAGAGCAUUGUUUUACACAGACUUACUUGAUUACCCCGAAGAAAAUGAGGAAUGCCAUGAAGCUUCCAGCUUCGUCUUUGAUUCACUCACCUUUGACGUAGAUAAAAUGGAGCAGUUUCUCCUAGAAAAUAAGGACUCUCUCAUUGCUGAUGAAGAUAAUGAGGAGAUUUUCAAUUUUUCAACCUUCUGUACUGAAGAACAAGAUAGUGUGAUGACCAGAAACGUACAGAAAGAAGCAGAAGAGAAGAAAGACACCUACUCCACACCUGAACAGCACACCAAGCAAGAAGAAGCUAUUGAGGAUGAUUCCUACGGGAUUGACUUUAGUUCUCCUCCAGGGUUCGAACUUGAGCAAUCAAUCUGCACAAGACUUGGAAUUGAAGCUCCUGAGUUCUCUACAACUACAAAAGACAUAACAAGUCCUUCUGAUGAAUACUAUGUUCAGUUGACCGGCCAUUUCCAUUGUAAAAAGUUGAUCUUGCAGUUUAACGUUCAAAACAACAUCGAAGAGCACAAGUUGAAGGACAUUACAGUUCAUUUGGAAAAUCCAAAGGCAGGAUAUACCACAGUUGACCAGAUCAGCUCUGAAGAGAGUCAGUACCCCACAAUCGUUCUGAUUUCUGAAGACCCUAGCAGGGUGUUCAUCACAGAAACAUUUAAAUUCAAGCUUAAAUUCACUGUGAUAGAAGUCGAUGAGGAUGGCAAUGAGGAAGGAGACUACGAAGACGAGUAUAGUCUUGAUAAAGUCUCCAUUGCAGUCAGUGACUACAUUGGCAAGCAGGCACUUGCUAAUGGCCAAUUCAUGAAUGCAUGGGAAAUGAUCAAACAAAACGAAGCCUGUGCUGAAAGACUAGAGACCUUCCAGAUCAGCUUCAAGACCCUUAAAGAAGCAGUGGCUGGAGUCAUUGACUUCUUUGGAAUGAGUGUCUGCGAAGGAUCUGAUAAAGUCGAUGAAACCUCUAAAUCUCACAACCUCUUCUUAGCUGGUACAUUCUUUGGAAUGUAUCCUGUCUUAGUCAGAGGACAAAUUGGGUUCAACUCACAAUAUGGAUGUGUCCUCAGAGUAGGAGUCAGAUCAAUGAAUGACAAUGCUAUUCAGACAGUCCUUGAGUGCAUUCAAUAAGCUCAAAUAUAUUCAAUUGCUACAAAA